Messenger RNA from Agrilus planipennis (emerald ash borer), 1624 nucleotides. RefSeq names its product zinc finger protein 664-like. The record is from RefSeq and is a predicted model, not a curated record. The transcript has 5 exons. Lineage: Eukaryota; Metazoa; Arthropoda; Insecta; Coleoptera; Buprestidae. Gene Ontology annotation, cellular component: nucleus. Gene Ontology annotation, molecular function: zinc ion binding. Bases 353 to 1567 code for a protein of 404 amino acids.
CAUGCAUAAGAAAAAUAAAUUUAAAAGUAAUAACAAAAGCAAAGACUAAAAUUUUCAAAAAUGGAGUUGCUUUUGUUCGGCUGCAUGAGCAAAAACUUUUCUAAAGGCCACCGUUAAUUGCCCUUAAUGGCAAGUUGCAAAAGGCAAAAGAGAAAGUCGUACAGAUAUGAAUUAUGAAGAAAAACAGAGAAAGAAAUAAGCAACAAUGUACCAACAAAUUACAAGUACAUUUUUUCAUAAGUCUGCUUACAAAAGAAGUAUUACCAUAAACUUCGGAGGGAUGCAUUAAUUUUAUUAAAUGUUGGAUUGUUUUGAAAAUAGCAUAAGUAUCUAAUAAAAACAGUUUUUGAGAAUGUUUACUUGCAGGUUAUGUUUACAUAAUAAACUUGAAAAACAGGAAAUUGUAUCUAUACGGUCUGACAACAUACAAUUACUUAAAAGAAUUAAGGAUUGUGUUUCCCUUGAUAUAAAGGAAAAUGCUGCACUCCCUGGAUUUGUCUGUCUCCUGUGUAUCCAGAAAAUCACUGACUGGGAAAACUUUAAACAUAUUUGUCAACAAUCAAACGCAAUUCUUUUAGAAAAAUUACAUGAUAGUAAAGAUGUUUUAUAUAAUAAUCCCUAUCUAGAUAAUGAAAAAAAACUGAGUAUUUCUGAAGAUGUGAAAAAUGAAAAUACAUAUGAAGAGCAGUUUUUUGAAAAUGAUUUAGAACAACCGAAAUUAUUAUCAAGUGGAGAUUAUUAUGUGUGUGACAUAUGCUGUGAAGAAUUCGACAACUGUUUUGACUACCUAGACCAUCAAGAAAGACAUAAUGGAGAGCCUGUGUUUAGAUGUGAUAUAUGUUUUGAAGUUUUUAGUUUUAGAAAAGACUUGGUAUUCCAUGACCAAAAUCAUAAGACACGUUGUCCAUAUUGUUCUAAAGAUAUUAUCAAAUCUGGGAUGAAAUUACACUUAAUAAUUCAUACUGAUAGAUUUAAAUGUGAUAAAUGUGGGGGUAGAUUCAAUAGCCGUUGCAACCUGGACAUUCAUAUGAUAAAGGUCCAUACUAAUAUCAAAACCCAUGUAUGUGACACCUGCGGAAAAUGCUUUUCCUGUCAAUCAUCCCUUAAAGUCCAUCUGCGCACACAUAGUGAAAAACGACUUUAUAGAUGCACUGAAUGUGACUAUAUGGGUCGCACUGCGGCUGCGCUGUACGCGCAUAAGACGACUCAUUCAUAUGACCUUAGGGUAUGUCAACAUUGCCCAAAGACAUUCAAAAGUGGCCGGAAUUUAAAGGACCAUUUGCGACGCGUACAUUCCAAGGAAAAAAAACACCGAUGUCCAAAAUGUAACAAAACAUUCGUUGACAAGUAUAUGUUAUCGAUACAUCAAAGAUGGCACACAGGCGAUCGACGUUACAAAUGUAAUAUAUGCUCUAAAGCUUUCAUAAGAUCCGAUGGUUUAAAUAAUCAUAUGGACACUCAUGAAUUCCAUGCGAAAUAUGAUUGUCAAAGAUGCGGAAAGAAAUUUAAAAUGAAGAGGAGUGUGGUGAGACAUACAUGCACGGCAAACAGUAUCUCUAAUGAAUGAAUUGUUAUAUAAUAUUACUUACUAUUUUAAUAAAGAAUACUUUCUUAAGUAACACUA